Stylophora pistillata is the source of this 3142-nucleotide messenger RNA. RefSeq lists its product as uncharacterized. Gene Ontology annotation, molecular function: DNA-binding transcription factor activity, RNA polymerase II-specific; RNA polymerase II cis-regulatory region sequence-specific DNA binding; SMAD binding. Gene Ontology annotation, biological process: negative regulation of BMP signaling pathway; negative regulation of transcription by RNA polymerase II. Lineage: Eukaryota; Metazoa; Cnidaria; Anthozoa; Scleractinia; Pocilloporidae. Gene Ontology annotation, cellular component: nucleus; transcription regulator complex; cytoplasm. The record is from RefSeq and is a predicted model, not a curated record.
GAAUUUGUUUGUCUUAGUUAGCCGCACGCAAUUGGCUCUUUCAACCUCCACAAUGAUGUGGUUGGCAGCAGUAGACAACUUUCACAAAAGACUACCAAGUGUUUUCGAAGACUACCUGUUCUGUCGCUAUUAUCAGGCAAAGUAGUGAAUUAUUCACACAUUUCGAGUUUUAGAUCUCUCUGAAAGACAGUACCAGAGCGAAGCCACGAGAUCCUUUAAUUUUCACCAUCUUCUUUUUAACAAGUAUAUCGUCAAGUUUGCGUCAAGUGGUUUUGGGUCGCGAGUGGAUAAGAAGGCCAGCGUUUCGGACGCAGAUUUCGCGAAUUUUUGUCACCGGCAGACGUUUUUGAGUAAUUUUAACCCUGAAUAUCACAUGUUCAGAUGUCAAAUCGACAGCGAACAAUAACGGUCCAAGCAGGAAGCCGUGCACAGAGCAUGUGCAGAGCAUAAACGACCCGUCGAUCGUCUGCUGCAGUGAAAGGCUUUUAGACGCAGACUUUGACACGACACGCUCUUGUAACGUAUUCGGGUGAAAUUAAGCUUCGCGAAUGGAGCGGGGCAAAUUCUGUCGAUCAGACAACCCGCUUAUUGACGAAAUCCUACAGAAGUAUCGCGACUGCUCGACAGACUCCAUCACUGGGCCCAAAGGUUUCACCUCUAAGAAAUCAUGGCCAGACAGCAUUGCUAAACAUAGCUCUUAUGUUGCGUCUACUGAACAUUCUAGGUUGAUAAGCAAGACGGUCACAGUAAGAAUGCCACCGCCGAAGGGACACGACGGAUUCAACUUCAAGGAAACAAUUAUCGACGGUAUUCCUUUAGCUUGCUUCAGCUCAGGAGGCGAAAAACGCGUCUGUUACACCGAACUCGUGAAUAAAGUGCUCAAGGAUUUUGACAGCAAAGAGAUAAACGCAAAUCGAGAUCGACUUCAGAUCUUUUGUCCGCGCUGCACGCCGCAUCACCUGGAACUGUUUAAGCUGGCUGGGGUCUUGUCUUGGUCGGCUACUUCGGCAAGUUUUAUUUCCAAGACUGAUUCAUUUCGCUUGAUCGGGGUUUUGACCGCAAGCGAGGUACCAAAACGGCCAAGCCGUAUCUUCCCAGUGGACAGUUUAGAAGUGUACCACGAGUGUUUUGGCGGGUGCGUGGGUACUCUAGAAAUUGAAAAGUACACGGAUCCCUACGCCAAGUGUAUUACAUGUUCACAAUGCGAUGGAGUUUUUUCUCCUCGAAGGUUUGUCAUUCAUAAUCAUUCCUCAGGCGAAAUACACACUUGUCACUGGGGGUUUGAUGACGCGAAAUGGCGCUUGUAUUUAAUGUUGUGCAAUGAACAACCCACGAUACAUGUUCAAAAACUCUGGGAGAUGCUUAUGAAUAAGUUUUCGGACGGACAUCGUUGGAAACGUGCAUCGCCCUCGAACGACCAGGAUUCAGACGUGAACGAGCGCGAAAGAGACGCGAGUUCUCCCAAAAAACCGCGCGUGGAUCAUUCGCGAGAGUCGCGUGAAGAGCAAAACGAUGACAGCGACACAAUCGAGAACGGGAACAGCACCAGCAGUAAUGCUAAUGGGGAUAUCGUCGGCAGAAGGUCCGCGUUUAGGCCGUGGUCCCCUCUGCACGGUCGUGGAAAAAGUGCGGAAAAUUCCAAUGCGAGCGGGACACAUUCGUUGUCCAUCAUGUCGGGUUCUCCCGCUCGCCUGUUCGCGCCACACACCAUUCCGUACUUGGCGAGCGAUUCGUACACUUCGCGGCAUCCUCACAGUUUUCAUAGCCACCCUGACAAACGAAAAACGAUUCCUAAAGUCGAACCGUUGAGAAGCCCCGGAACAGUUUCGCAUACCGUCAGCGAAAUUCUCGCGACUCCAUCAGCCAAAGAUCCGAGAUCUCUGGAGAAAACCGCAAAGGAAAUGCUAGAAGUUGUGGCUCAGAAUGAAAGAUGGUGCGGGUAUGAAAAUUCGUUCAGUCCUAACCGAGAAAGCGAAGAGUCAAACGGGAGUGAAUGCAGUUUAUGGGAGGAGCGCUUACAACAAAUACUCAUGAACUUGAACAAGAAUGAUAGACUUACCUCUUCUCCCAGGGAAUUAAGUAGAUUAUUAGUCAAGGAUAUCAAAGAUUUAUUUGCUAACCACGCAGGAGAGAAAUUAACGAACCUUACUGAAGAGCGAGACAAGCUUCGUACAGAAUUAGGGUCAUUGCAGAAAGAACAUGCUAGAAAGAUGGAGGAAGCUCUUCAGGAACUGAAAAGUGUUCAAAAAGAACUUAGAAUGAUUCAAACAAGCCAGCGCCUCGAAUUGGAAAGCUUGAACGAGAAAAACAGUAAACUACAACUCGAGGUCAAGAAAUAUAAAGCUGAAAAGGACGACAUUCUCUCAAUGAACUCCAAAGAAACCAUUAAUGUUUUGCAACAAGAUGUUCGAGACCUAUCAAAGAAACUAGAAGAAAAAGACAGCUAUUGUCGAGAGCUCGAAAACGAAAUUAAAGGAUUCCACUCCUGGAUCAACAAUCAAAGAUUACAUAACGCCGGUUCUCAAUUUAUCUACACUGUGAACAAUCCCAGACAAGAUUCGGAGUCGGUAAUUAGAAGUCGCCACAUGCUAAAUGGUACAAGUGCGGGUGGUUUUAGCCACAAAUCGAGUGUUAACAACACGAAUGGCGCGCUUCACAGCGCCGAAAGUUCUGAAGAUGAACAUUGAAUUAAAAAAACAUACACGCAUGUAACACAAAGUAUAGAAGUUGACCCAAAAAAUAUUCUGUAUGUUGCGAUCAAGGAAAGCUAGUCUUAAUUUGAGUAAAGUGAAGAUUUUUUUUUUUUAAAAAAAACAUCAGACAAGAAGUGCGCGGCAGACUGAAAAAUCAAGAAGUUUCUAUUGAAAUCAAAACAUGAUUUUAGGGGCCGAUGUGAAAUUCACUGUGCAUUGUAUUGUUUUGUGUUAUCUCUGUCAGUCUCUCUCUCGCGAAAACAAAAGAGAAAACUCACCAGAAAAAUAUAGAGACAAGUAGAAAUCACAUGAAAGAGAAUACAAACUUUAUUUUGACGCUAUGAGCGAGAUUUUGUUAGUAGUAAUUUUAAUUCAAGAUGUAAAUCGAAUUUUAAUGGUAGAUUUCUUAGGGCGCCUCUAAAUACAUGGUAUAGAAUCAUCUUUCAGAA